Acanthochromis polyacanthus (spiny chromis) is the source of this 3811-nucleotide messenger RNA. It is a transcript of the gene nrn1lb, whose product is annotated as neuritin 1-like b. Bases 210 to 716 code for a protein of 168 amino acids. The record is from RefSeq and is a predicted model, not a curated record. NCBI's taxonomy places the organism in Eukaryota, Metazoa, Chordata, Actinopteri, Pomacentridae. The transcript is spliced from 3 exons. Gene Ontology annotation, biological process: nervous system development; neuron projection extension. Gene Ontology annotation, cellular component: plasma membrane.
UUCUGUUAAUCCAGCUGGGUAGUGCCUCUGUGCAUUGCUGUACUUUUGCAAUUUGAUGAAUUCCCAACAGAUGACAGGAAGCGUCACAUUUUAAAGCAGCAACUUUUUUGGGGGAUUUUGCACACAACCAGUGGGAGGUUUCACAUCAGAUCAGAGCCUCUCGUACCAGAGGUGGCACUCAGCUCCACGGGACUCUGCUGAGCCGAACAAUGAAGUCCCGUCCAGCCACUGUGAGUGUGCUGCUGCCCAUCGCCCUCCUCCACAGCUUCGUCCCUGUGUGUUUCGGAGCUGCAAUUCCCAUUUCGUGUGGUUCCAUCUACAAGCGUUUUGCUCAGUGUUUGCUCACACUCGGGGACAGUUUGGCGGAAACAAAAAAAGACCAGAGCACACAGGACAUCGAUGCUAUCUGCAGGUCCUGGAACGCGUUUCACGUUUGUGCCAACUCGGCUCUGGCCGGCUGUCCUGGAGAACCAGCAGCUGUCUGGGAGUCUCUAAGACAAGAGUCCAGGAAGACACAGUUUUCUGGAAACCUCUACGCCAUGUGCGCCAGUCGCACCACCGUCCCACCCAGCACCGUGCCUGCACCCCAGAGCCCCCCCACCUCAGACCAGUCCAACCAGGAGACUCUGAAAGGACGAGCAGACCACCACAGCCCCACCCUCAUCACGCUGCUGUUCCCGGUCUGCUGCACACUGCUGGUUCUGAUCAGCAGUUAGUUAACUAAUAUUAGUUGGUUAUUAAUCAGAGUGCUGCCAGCUAGAGUCCUGCUCCUCUACAAUCCAAACACACUCUGUACAAGUCAGACUCUUCAUGAUCACAUGUUGUUCAUAAAACAAGGAGUUCAAUAACUGUUUGUUUAGGGUUCUUACAUGGACAAAGUGGUGCACAUGUAUAAGCAUUAACUAAAUAUGUUCAGUUUACCGUAUGCCUUGAUCUUGCUUUCAUUCUGAUACGAAUAUUUAAAGUCAAGCAUACUGGUAGCUGCUCAUCUGUGUCCCUUAAGAUCAGAGGAUUGUGCAACAAAUGCAAGUGUUUAACUGACUGUGAUUAAAUUCACUUUUUAUAAGUAAGUCAGAGUGACAGCAACAAUAUAGGAGAAAAUGCAAAAUCUCUCUUACUUACUGAGGUUACUCAGCUGAAAAAAACCCUGAGUUAUAAACAAAUGUAUGUCAUAAACACUUUCAUUUAUUUAUUUUACCACUGCUGCAGUUCAUCGGCAAUGCCAUAUGAUAUUAGGACAAAAGAGAUUUUCAGGGAUGUUGCGGUGCCAGGUGUUCAGAUCUGCCCCUGAUCCAAUCAGGUGUGAUCCAGAGGACAGAAUUAUUACUGGGCGCAACGCAGUACUUUUUUUUUUUUUUGUGCAGUGGGUUUAAUUCAUCGCCUCGUUUGACCGGUUUGAUGAAAAUCAGAUUCAUGUGUGGAAGCACUCUCUGAUGUGUUGCUAAAUGUUAUCACUUGUUUAAUACUUUGCCAUUUUACAUAGUUUUUCUAGCUUUUAAGAAGUAUUUUUUUGUAUUUUAAAUGAAAUAGUUGAACUUUAUCAGUGUAGCAUUUUGAUUUGUCCCCCAUGGGGCAAUUCAAAUGGAUGCAUAGCUAGGGGUAAUCUGUUAGCCGAGUGGAUAGGGUGAACACCACAGGGGCGCAAAUGCCUUCAGUCCCUGGUUUGAUGCCUGGCUGACCCGGAGCUUUACUGCAUGUCAGUCUCUUUCUUCCUUUCUCCCAAAUUUCCUGUUUCUCUCCACUGUCACUGUUUUAAAAAUGCCAAAAAUAUCUUUAAAUAAAAUGGGCAUCUCAAUAAAACCCAUGACAAAUACUGAGCACCAAAAAAGAACAACCAAGUACAACAAGUGUAUGUGUGAGUUAGCAUGGGGAAGAGGAUGUGGGACGUUUUCCAGGUGUUUCCCAAGUUUUAUUCUGUAAAUUAAUGUUAUUAAAUGUUGUACAGCUUUUCUUUGAUACUGAUAGAGCUCUGUUAUCACACACGCUUCUUUUCAUUCACUGGUGUUCACGGUACCAGAGUGUUCACUGUAUUAUUUUGUAGUUUUACAUUAUUUCAAUGUGCUCUCAGCAUUAUGGAAUGACACACGCCACUUUGUUUCAUUCUGGUUUUUACCCAGCAAGGAAAUCAAUUAAAUAUAUAUUUACAUGCAUAAUGCUUAGUCAUUUUAAGAGUCUUUGCAACUUCUUGACAUGAUCUGUUUUUGUGUCAGAUAUUGUGCGUAGGCCUGUGCGUGCGUGCGUGCGUGCGUGUGUGUGUGUGUGUGUGUGAUCUUAAUACUCUUAAGCUGUUUCAUAACAGCAGAAUCACGAGUGGAUUAAUCUGUCUUUAUUCGCCCACGGUGGAGCAGGUUGCACCUCAAAACAACCUUAGUGUCGUCAAAGUGCUACAAGUGAAAUACAACGUGUUGCUGUGUCAUGAAGUGAACAAGUGUGACAGCUGAGGGUCACAGGUGAAAAGCUGAAUUGAUUAAAUUACUGUACUUGUCAGUGAAAUGUCAGGAGGACAUGCUUUAUGUUCUUCUUUUUAAAGAUUAAUGUGUUACACUGAUUAAAUUCCUGGUCACCUCACGUUCACAGGUUUCAUGGCUUAUUUGAAUAGUGCUUUUUCAUAGCUUUGGGUGUAAACAGCUGGUUCAAGCUUCUAUUUUGUUUACAAGACGGUGGUAUUUGAUUAGCCUGAAAUCAAUCACACUGCACGUGAAGAAGUGUCUGACUUUACCUGCUCACAUGUGUUUUAAAGACAGAAUAAAACCCUGAUUGGGUCAUGACAUCUCAUUUUCUAUGCAGAAGUUUUUUUCCCACAAAUUAUGGCAGGUAACCAUGAACAAAGAGGGAGGGAUGCAAAGCUGUUGGACCUGACUGAUCAUCAGAACUUGGUUCAUUUUUAACAAUCUGAAAGCAUAACAAAGGUGUUGCUGUUGUUUCACUGACAAUCUAAAGGAAGUGCGUUUGUGAAAGAGUACAGAACAGUUAGAACAAAUGUCUACAUAUAUAUAAAGAUUAAACCGAUGAAAGACAACUAACCAGUGAAGAAAAGUAAGUGACUCCAAGUUUGUGAACUUUUUUUGAGGUAUUUAAACAUUAGCAAAUGGAGCAAAAUUGCAAUUUUGGUGAAAUAAUUAUGAAAAGAAAGAAAUAAAAGAUUCUUCAGUCAAGUCGAUAUAACUGAAAACUGCCCACUGUAUGUAAUUUACAUCUUUCUGUUUCUUCAAAGGCAUUUUGUAAAAUGAUGUCAUUAUGAACGAUGCACUUUAGUAUCUACCUUAAAAACAGGAUAAAGGUGUUUUCUUUACUUUCGAAACUGAAUCCUGACAUAUUCGUUAAAACAGUUCAUGACUGGAGGAUCAACGACAGAAUCUCUGAACUGUCCCAGAACACCUUGAUGUUCCUGCUCACUUUAGUCUCCCUUUGUCCUGCAUUCACUGGAGAAAAUCUGCAAAGACUUCACCAUGAAGUGUUUCUGAGGAGCCCUACAGCCCUCAUUCUGUGCACAACUGUUAAAAUGUUAAGAUAUAACAAGUGUUCUUUUGUUUUAUUUCUCUUUUUAUCCCUAACUGAGAUCCAUCAUCUCCUCUGAAGUCAGUGAUGUAGAACAACAUUUAUGGGAUGCUCUCUUCUCUGUAACAGAUGGUGUGUGCCAUGAAACAUGGAGAGGAUUAUGUAUUCCACAUGUAGGACAUUGUACUAGCCGAUCCAAACUGCAAGGAUUUUACUUCACCAUGACGUACUGUAUAUGCUACAACCCUGUAAGCUGCAGAACACCUCUUCAUGUAUGAUUCUGUGAGCAAUACAUUAAACAAAUAUGAAAUCA